ACAUGUAAUUCACAACUGAAACAUCCAGAACACAAAGUUGCGGGAAUAAUCUGGAACCUCCUUAACGAUUAUCUCUUCCUUCUCUCUUUCCUGUUGCUUCUGAUCAUCAUGCCUCAGUCUCUCUGUAUAAAAACGCUUCUCAAAUAUCCAUUUUCAUAUAACUGCAAAAGAAAGAAAAAAAACGAUCUUCUGGUUACAAAAUUCAAAGAAAAAGGCGCUCGACACAAAGUUAAAUUAGUGAGAAUUGGGAUCAUUUGGCUGAAUUUAUUUAAGCUCUGUUUUAGUGGGCAUAUCAUCUAGACUAGCAAGGUUCCGUCUUAAACAAGUGUUGCUAAGAUGUUUCCGGCCUACACAGGCAUGAAUUCAUACCCUUAUCAAAGAAGUCAAAUGCCAUCUACUCAGUAUUAUUACCCUAGUUGGGAAGCUGUUCCUCCUCAGAUGAAGGAAGACCCACCAAAAGAGUCUUUGCCUCAUAACUAUGGCUAUCUAGCUCCAAUGCAGUGCCAUAGUUGCUGCACUCAUGGUCAAUAUCCUGCUUAUUACAAUUUCAGACCACCCUGCUCUCAUUUUCCACCACCACCAACACCAACACCAACACCAACUUACAACCACUUUUGUGGUGGCUAUCCUCCUUACCCUCCUCAGUCUCACCCCAUGUACUAUGCCCCACCCCCACAUUAUUCCAUGGAGUUACCUAGAUAUGAAUUUGACAAGAGUGCACCGAGAGAUCAAUUUCAUUGUUGCGGGUGCUCGAAUCAUCCAUGUCACGUGAAAGGACGAAACAAUGUCACGAUUGAAGAACAGGAGCCAGAUGUUGAGACAAAGAAAAGUGAGUCUUUGUUUCCUGCUGGAGCAAACAACUUUCAACAUCCGGUUAUGCGGAUUCCAUCUGAGUAUACGAUGAACAAAGAGCAGCCGAGAAAGUUGGUUGAUAAUGAGGCAAGUGGACAACAAAUUUUGCCAUACCUCAAGAAGCCUCAAGUGCAAGUGCAACAGAGACCUGUUGAGACAGAAGCACAGAAUACUGAAGGCUCUCUACCUCACCAGGGUGUACGAUCAGUAGAAAAGGAUCCAAAUUUAAGGAAUGGAUGGUUUCCGUUGGACAUUAAUAGAAUUAAACAAUUGAUGGAUGGUGGUGAAGCAGUGCUAAGUCGUGACCAAGAGAACAAAAGCCGGGGUGAAAAGAAGGGUUGUGGUACAGAAAACAAAGACCAAAAUAUGCAAUCUUCUUCUGCUUUGAAGGUUGUUCCAAGGAAACUUGAGCAUAAUGAAACUGAAGCAAAGAAAGGGAAGACUGCGGCAGGAGAUGAUGAUAGUAAAGUUGGAACACUGGGGGUUGAUAAAAAAAGUAAUGUGAGAAUAAUCCCUGUGAAGCAGUUAGAAGAGCAUGUUCACAAGUUGUCAAAGAAUGAGGAGGUGCAUAAGGUUGAUCUCGCAGCUUUGAGUAAAGCAAGUCAGGAUGCUGCAAAGAAUUGUACCGGUAGGCAAUCAUUAUCGCACACUAAGAAGUCUAAGCUCCCUCCAAUUUGCUUGAGGGUUGAUCCACCAAAGAAGAAAAAUGGUAAUAGAAUCUCGAGAUCUCCUAGUCCCCCCGGUGUGAAAGAAGGACCGAGUAAAGGGAUAAAAGUCAAAGAUGUAGAGAAGAUACCCAGCCAAAAUAAAAUUCAAGGUGCAGGAAGUGCACAAGAAGGAUCAGAAAUUUUGAAAGAUAAGGUAGCUGGUGCAGAGAAAAUGGUAAUGCAACAGGGUGAUAGUGAUAAUAAACCAGAAGAUGCGAAAGUUGGGGGUGUCUGGGUGCAAGCACAAGAACUGCAAGCAGGAAAAGAAGAUGAAUGUGAGCAAGAAAGCAAAGGCAAAGAGGAGAGAAGAUGUAUGACUGAUAUGGAAGCAGCUGUUGUUAUCCAGUCUGCAUAUCGUGGGUAUAGUGUUAGAAGACGGGAAUUAGUUAAAAAGCUCAAACAAAUUGCAAGAAUUUGUGAAGAGGCUAUUCUGGUGAAAAAGCACAUUGAAGAUAUCGAGUCUUGUUCUGCCAUAGAAGAUAAAGAGAAAGCAGCUGUUGGGGAGACAAUAAUGAACCUGUUGCUUAAGUUGGAUGCUAUACAGGGAUUGCACGAAAUUGUCCGGGAUGUCAGGAAAUCUGUGGCAAAAGAUUUGAUUAAUUUACAGGAAAAGCUUGAUUCAAUAAGGAGCCAAAAGUGUAUUCAACUGGCCCAGGAUACCCCUUGUGCUGAAGCUUCUGAAGGUUACAGCGUAUACAGAGAGAACAGUGCCAAGGCGUUUGAAGGGGAAGGGAUUAGCUCAAAUGACUUGUCUUCAACUCAAACUCGUCUUCCUCAAGAUGUCGAGGGCGGUUCUCAAAAUGAGAGCAGUAGUGAGGAAAUAGUGCUGAAUUUGGAUUCACAAAAAGGACCUCAAGAUAAGACUGUGAAUCCAUCAGGAAGAACAGAUGGAAAUGUUGUUACAACGGGGUUGGAUUCUGAAGUGUUAGAGAAGGAGCCUGGUGCAAGUGAAACUGUCCAGGGACAAUUAUCAAUGGAGUUAAAAGAGCCAUUAGUCAAUGCGAACCACAUAGUCAUGGAUGAUGAUAUGGUAUCUGAGAACAAAGAUGAGGAUGCAAAUUUUCUUUCUGAACUGCCCCUCGAGGUUGUUGAGGAGGAGUCUCUAGCAACUUCAGGCCAUGUUGAUGCUGCAGUUCAGAAUGAUUUGGUAUCCGGAGUCCAGAAUAAGGAAGAGCAUCACUUAGAACAAGCUCAAGAGUUGGAAGAGAAGUCUCUGGCUAACAUGAAAAUUGUGAAAGAGACAGCAGGGCAGAAUGAAGAUCAAGAAGCAUAUAUUCUACGUGAAUUGCCAGUAGAGGUUGUGGAGGAGGAUGACAAGGAGAUUCCAGUGAUGGAGGGUGAUCUGUGCGCUUCCAAGUUUGCUUCUCAGAGCGAUGAUGGCAAGGAGCUAACUAAGAGUGAGACUUCAGGAAGAAUGAACAAUGAUCUAGAGGUGGAUCAACCUAGCGAUUGGGUAGAAGAGGAAAAUGAGGACCUUCUUGUCAAAGAAAAGGAAAAUUCUGAGGCCCUUGAAAUAUGUAACAAGAAGAUUGCGACUGGAGAGGAAGUUGGAUAUAUUAUCAGCGCGGAAGACAUUGAAAUGCCUCUCAUGGAGGAGGUUGACGGCAAGCCACGGGAAACAACCGGUAAAAGGGAGAUUUCUGCAGUAGAAUCUGGUGUUCAGGUAGAGAAAGGUGCUGAAGUCCCAGAUUUAAAGGAAAAUCAGGAUCAGGUUAAGGUGGAGAGCUCAAUAUUACUCAUGGAUCCUUUUUACAACAAUGAGGAUGAAUCAGAGAUCUUUGCUGGUGAUCAAGGCAACGGGUCUGAAAUUUUAAAGCCAGAACUUCGUGAAUCUGAUACGCGACAAUCUGAGGAGAAAUGCAGAAUGAUGGUUGAACAAUGGGAUGAUCAAAGUUCAGUUGUAGGAGGUAAAAAGGAUGAGCAGAUUGAUAAGACAAUUAUACAAGAGAAUGAAAAGUUGAGAGAGAUGCUAGAAAAGCUAGUUGCAGCUGGGAAGGAGCAGCAAGAAGUCAUAUUUAACCUAGAAGGGAAGUUGAAAGACUUGGAAAAGAAGUUGACAAAGAAGAAGAACAAGAGAUCAGCAAAGCAUCCAAGAGUUAGUCUCUCCCGGCGUCCGUGUGGGAAACCGACCAAUGGCUCAUAAUUCAUUAACAUACUCUUGUACUAUCAAACUACAGAGUGUAAAGUUUUGUAUAUGGAGUAAAUAAUGAGUCUGUAAUCAACUGGAAAUGUUUUGUGUUCUGUAAUUGUCACCCUUACUAAUAAAGGAACAUUUUCCUGUUUAUAGUUAAAAUCUGCAACCCUGUAUAUCUGUAAUAUAAAAAAUUAUUCAAUCUUGUGAA
Molecule: messenger RNA, 3901 nt
Organism: Spinacia oleracea (spinach)
Lineage: Eukaryota; Viridiplantae; Streptophyta; Magnoliopsida; Caryophyllales; Amaranthaceae
Product: BAG family molecular chaperone regulator 6
Exons: 3
Coding region: 337-3702 (1121 amino acids)
Biological process (GO): protein folding
Cellular component (GO): plasmodesma
Molecular function (GO): protein-folding chaperone binding
Source: RefSeq, a predicted model, not a curated record